GGUACGCAUCAAAAUCAAAUGUUAUUUAAUAUUUUAUUAAGAAAAAAAAAUUAAAAUGUAAAAAACUCCUUUUAUGCACCCAAUGGGGCUCAAUCCGGCGGCCUACGUAGCCUUCCUUUCUCCUCAUCCUGCGGCUCCCAUCGUGCGUUCUGGACUCUUCCAUCGAAACUUUGCAGAGAGUACAAGGAACCCAAGUGAGGAGGAAGAAGAAUAAGCGCCGGGAUUUGGUUCUUAACCCUGCAUUGGAGUUCUUGAACAUUCGAACGACCUCCGAGGUCGAGCGCGGGAGGUUUUCGAACGUUUGAAUUCUCGGACUCAAUCCAUUGGCCCUCUGAAUCUUCGUGAUCUUCGAAGGUUGGUUGGCAGCUUCCGUGUUUCGAGGCGUUCUUCAGGCGCUGCAGUCAUAUCUCGUUGUCUGGGCAAGGGCUCCAAAGCCUAGUAACUGGAGCUGACCUUUUGUCUUGUCAAGUUUUUGCUGUGAGAGAUGUCGUAUCUGUUGCCUCACCUGCACUCUGGAUGGGCCGUGGAUCAAGCCAUCCUAGCUGAGGAAGAACGUCUUGUAGUCAUCCGAUUCGGCCACGACUGGGAUGAAACCUGUAUGCAGAUGGAUGAAGUGCUAGCAUCGGUUGCGGAGACAAUAAAGAACUUUGCUGUGCUAUACUUGGUGGACAUCACAGAGGUUCCUGAUUUCAACACCAUGUAUGAGUUGUAUGAUCCAUCCACAGUCAUGUUUUUCUUUCGAAACAAGCACAUUAUGAUUGACCUUGGCACGGGAAACAACAACAAAAUUAAUUGGGCUCUCAAGGACAAGCAGGAAUUUAUUGACAUUAUUGAGACUGUUUAUCGUGGAGCUAGGAAGGGCCGUGGUCUAGUGAUCGCACCCAAAGACUACUCCACCAAAUACCGUUACUGAGUCCUUAGAAAAGAUGCAUUUGAUUGGAAAUGUUUCCAAUCCUUGAACAUCUUUUGCCGCAAAUGGGUUGGUUAAACUGUACUAUUGGUUUGUAGAUUGAUAUCUCUUGUUCUAUCCCUUUUCCCUGUGUUGGUAAGAAUUAUUGGUUCUUGUCAUAAACUAAACUGCUUCUAUAAUUGAAAUCUGAGUAUUGGGCUUUUCUCCCA
Messenger RNA from Malania oleifera, 1119 nucleotides. RefSeq names its product thioredoxin-like protein YLS8. NCBI's taxonomy places the organism in Eukaryota, Viridiplantae, Streptophyta, Magnoliopsida, Santalales, Ximeniaceae. The transcript has 3 exons. The coding region runs from base 485 to 913 and encodes 142 amino acids. Gene Ontology annotation, biological process: mRNA splicing, via spliceosome. Gene Ontology annotation, cellular component: U5 snRNP; U4/U6 x U5 tri-snRNP complex; spliceosomal complex. The record is from RefSeq and is a predicted model, not a curated record.